AUGGUGCUCCCACAGUCGCAGCGUACUGCGUCUUCCCGUUCUGGCGCAUGGUCCGGCAAGUUAAGAAACAGGAACAGCAGCGCCGUCUCGCUCACCUCGAGCAGCAACGAAGGUUACGAUGCCGCGGCCUCUCGCGGAACGAGCAUGCAUAACAGCCACAAUGGCUUGUCUCGGAGACAUCAACCCAGUCAAGCCGUUUCUGAAAACUCGACCGAACGAGCCCGAACAUCGACAACCGACGAGUCCAGCGACGCCGAGUAUUCGAGGUCCUCCAUUUUCGGCAGACAACGUGGUUCGUCGGUGUCCAAGAAACAAACCGUGUCACACGAUUCCAGCUUCACCAAGGCCGGAACUGCUUCGACAAAGUCAGGCUCCAGCGGCGUCGGAACCCUCCGAGGUUUGGGUCGUCGGCUAUUCAACCGAUCCAGCUCGAAUCUCAAGCCUGCUGCUUUGCUCACUUCUCGCUCUCAUUCGGCUUCUUCCGAUAGCACACAGGCUCAGUCACCUCCUCUGACUCCGACCACUCCGCCACUGAUUCAGCCCGUCUGGCUGCCCAAUGGUCAAAAGGACUUUUUCGCCAACUUAUCAAGCCUGCCGUCCGGCUUUCAUGGAUCGAGUCAGCCAAUCACCGACUUGCACGCUUCCAGCGGUAUCACUACCGACAUCAGUCCAAAAACGAGGCAAGAGGCUUUCACCGAUCAGCGCCACUCGUACGACUACAGUAGAGAGACCAUUUUUGACGACACUUCAAGCAAUGGACACGGCGUCAGCAACACGUUUUCGCAUACCUACAGCCUCCUUUCCACGUCCUCUGCUCCAAGCGCUACGGCUGCCCUUCCCACUCUCAACAGCAGUAUUGCUCGACGAGAGAUUCCUGCCGUGAUCGAAGAGGAAAGCGACUCAGACUUUUUGCGUGCCGUGCUCAACUUCGGUGAUGGUGAAGACGCGUUGUCUCAGUCUCCUUCUUACAGAGGAGGCAGAGCAGCUCCGCUGCCCAGCCGAUCCAGCUCGUUGGGCCAGAUUUCAGGCAUCGCCUCGAGCCCAUCAUACGCCAACCCCUUCUCUACUGCGCGACCUCCCCUGCAUCGGACGCCCGAUGGUCGCAUGGUGCUGACGCAGGCGGCGGCCAAGGACUUUGCGUCAGAGAAACAAACACCAGGCUACUUACUUGUGCAGCGCAAGUAUCGCAGGGGCUUGUUCGGGAACGAGUCCGAGUCCGAAGACGAGUACGGCGAUGAUGAAGACCUCGGUGAUGACGAGACCACGAUGACCACUCCCUCAAGUCGUGCAACCUCUGCGACCGCUCAGCAACUAAGUCAGAGAGAGAAAUCCAACCGAUUUCCGUCCUCCUUUGCCAAGUCAUCGUCAAGAGCGCAGUCUCCCAGUAACGACAGCUCCACCCACUCUCCUCGACCGCCUGGCCUCGAUUCGGCUGCGAAAAAAGCUCUGUACAAUUGCACGCUGCUCAAAGUGCAUAUGCACCUGGCACCUACACUUGCAGGUGACGCCGAAGCCCGAACGCUCAUUCCCGUCAUUGCGACAGGUGAGGUGUUGUACAACAACGAGGAUCUCAAAUUUCCUCGUUCCAUUAACGGCGCAUCCAGACUUCACAAGCAUACAAGCACGCACGGCUUUGUGCGUAAUCUCCACGUGGCCCUCGCAAGGACUUCGGUGAUGCGUAAACUGCGACGCGAAAGGCUGAGUAUCGAGCAAGAGGUCGAAAUCUCGUGGUUCCAGCGACGCUAUGGCAGUGCCAGCAUCCCUGCAGAGCACAUCUCCAAGGCGCUGAGUCAGAGGCAGAUGGUCAGUCCAGAGGCACUAGCAAAGCCGCCCAUCGCUGCUGCAUCGCACGAUCUAAAUGCCGCCCCUUUGAAAUCAACUACGUCCAAUCGCAGGCUGAGCGGCACCGUUGGUGCGGAAGCCGGCCAGAAGAACGACAAAACUGGCAUUGUCGUGUGGGCACAAAGGCCAAGUUUCCUAGAGAGGACUGUCGAGCUACUGCCGGCGGAUGAGUUUGCUCCGGGCGAGGUGCUCUACUCUGGGGCCAAGCUUGCUCUUCACUCUGGUGCGGCAUCAUCAGCGUCGCCAACGUCGACCAUUUCAUACUCGCCCAGAAUUCGAGUGCUCGCUGACCUUCCUUCCAUUCACGAGGAAAGGCGGAUCAAAUAUCAGCUUGCCCAAAAGCCAAGGCGUGCGUCGCGGCUAGCUUCGGCCAGCGACGGUACCGUGAUGGAAGGAUCCGACUGUCGCACGUCGUCAGCAACUCGAUCCGCCAGAGGGUCGCCGCUCGCCUCACCUUCAAGCAAGCAGAAACGGCUACCACCCUGGAUGGCGCCCCGCAACCCUCACUUGCUCUCGCCUCGAUCCAUGUCACACCUGCACAGCUCUCGAAGUGCUUCGGAAGGUCUUACCGCUUUCAGCACGUUGCAUCAGAACAGCAGCACAUCCUCAAUCCCCAGGGUCAGGGAGACGGAAGAGCCGGGUGCCGACAGCAGCGACGAAGAGGUACCGCUGGCGAACUUGCAAACAUUCCGAGCGCAGCGCAGCGCCGAAAAGGAGAGGAUCCAGAAACUCGAAAAUGAAAUUGCUUUGCUCAGGCUCAGAGAGGGGGAGCGAGACAAGGACGAAGAGGAGCGCAAAGCGAGGGAAGAGGAAGCUAGACGCAUCGAGGCUGAACGAGUCUACGAAGAGCGAAAGGCUGCCUUGGAGGCACGAAGGAUGGAAAAAAACAGGAGGUCGUUGCAAGAGGCUAGGGAGAGGCGCGGGUUUACAAGGCAGUCGGUAUUGCUUGCUGAGCCCAACUAUGGUGCUGGCAAUCCACUGUUGAGCCCGAUCCACAGGUCAAAGCCAGACAGCUCACCAAGUUCGCCAAAUCUUGCCGCCAGUCACGAGCCGAUGAGCCCAGGCGCAAGCAGAGCGAUACAGCACGGUGCAGCGAUGUCUAAGCUGCAGGGAAAUCGCGGCAGUUUGAGAUCAUCGAGCAAUCUGUAUGCGCAGCAAGAGGGACAAAGAAGGUCAAAGACGUCUGUCGUCGCUGCCGCAUCAUCGAUCAUAGAGCACACCGCUCCAGCCAUGACCAGUCCUCGUAUGCAAUCAUCGGUGACCGCGGUCUCUCCUCUUGUCGAGUUGCAUCGUAACUCUUCCAUGGCCAGUCUCACCGCGACAGCUGCUCAGCACAGCUUGUCGCAACGUCGAAGCAUGGUAGCGCUGUCCACGUCACCACAGAUCACGCAACGAAGAACGUCGCUGAAUCCUCUUCCUCUUGGACACUUUCAAGAAGGCGCUAUGCAGUCACAUCCUGCGCAAUCCAUGCAGCAUCUCAGCCCACAUCUGCCCAACCUGCACCACACAACGUCGUUGUUCCAGUUAUCCCCCGCCCUUGCCGAGCCAUCACGGACCAUGCUACCGAACAACCCGACGAGCAAUCUGCUGUCAUCGCAACCAUAUUUGACGGACCCGCGACUAUCGAUGAGCACGACAGAUCUGCGAGCUCAUGCGCAUUUGCUCUCAUCGACAGAUCUGCGAGCUCAUGCGCAUUUGCACCAGGCCCACGCACAGGCCUAUGUGGCGCAGCCAUUCAUGGCUCAGACGGCGAAAGUCAGCUCGAGGAUGAGACCAAGAAUGCCAGCGCCGCUCGUAUCGUUGUACGGCGAUGUGGUGCCGAGUAGUGCUUUGUCAUCACAACAAGCAAAUCGCCGCUGA
This is a messenger RNA of Mycosarcoma maydis (corn smut), 3702 nucleotides long. RefSeq lists its product as uncharacterized. The transcript has a single exon. The record is from RefSeq and is a predicted model, not a curated record. Bases 1 to 3702 code for a protein of 1233 amino acids. Lineage: Eukaryota; Fungi; Basidiomycota; Ustilaginomycetes; Ustilaginales.